AUGAAGGUGCCGAGCCAGUUUUGUGGUGCCACAAUGGAGGAUAGCUGCAGCCCCGCGUCCCAGAAUCACAACGGCCAGCUGGCCGGCGGCGCGAACGUCUCCCUCGCCAACAACAAGCAGCAGGGCGGCAGCGACAACGGCAGCAACGGCGACGCCAAGGACCAGCGGCCGCAGUACUCGAUGCCUGGUAUACUGCACUUUAUCCAGCAUGAAUGGGCCCGCUUCGAGCUCGAGAGGUCCCAGUGGGAGCUGGACAGGGCGGAAUUUCAGGCUAGGAUAGCUUUUCUUCAAGGUGAAAGAAAAGGACAGGAAAAUUUGAAGAACGACCUCGUGAGGAGAAUAAAAAUGUUAGAAUUUGCACUUAAUCAAGAAAGAGCAAAGUAUAAUAGCCUAAAAUAUGGUACUGACUUAGUAACGCAAGAUGUCAAACCACCACUUUAUGAAGAAGGUACCACAUGUAAUGUCUCCGAAGGUGGUGGUGGAGGCAGUGGUGGUAGUAGUGGUGGCGCUGGAGGAGGAGGAGAUGGAGAGGCUUCAUUUACAUCUGUCAGUAAUGUUAGUUGGAGACAAGGGCGUCAACUUCUAAGGCAAUAUUUGCAAGAAAUUGGAUAUACUGACACAAUAAUAGAUGUACGGUCAAACAGAGUACGAUCACUACUCGGUUUAAAUAAUAAUACAGACACGGAGGAAAUGAACACUCCGGCAUUAAAUGGAAAUGAAGGAGUUCACGAUAAAUCAGUUCACGAUAAAGUCAGUCCAAGAUCUAUGCGCAACGAGCGCAUGGUGCGCAUGAUAGCAAAGAAUUCCUCAAAGAAGCCACAACCAUCUUCUAUAGCAGAGGCAAUGAUAUUAGACACAGAAGCGGCUGUUAUAGCGAAUUUUGAAUUUUUGGGUCACACAGAUAUGGACAUGGAAGAGGAGGAAGGCGAUGCAGAGGAUGAAAUUUAUGAUGCAAAUACGGACAGCAAACCAAAUAAAGCAUCUAUCCCCCUUCUAGCAGAGGAUGUUGAUACAGAUGCCGAGGCGGAAGAAGUACUAAACGAAUUAAAUCUUCUCACAGAAAUCGAGGAAUCACCGCCUGGAUCCAUUCACUUGGAAAUGAAUUCUUCAGAAUGGAAUGCAUUGCAUAGAGGAUUACAACCAGAUCCAAGGCGUCCGAAUAAAGAAGGUGACUCGACAUUGGAAUUAGGAGAAUUAGAACAAUUAUGUGUUAACAAUGAUGCAGAGAUAACAUAUGAUAUGGUUUCCACUACGAAGGAGACCUUCAGAAAAACAUGGAACGCGAAAUACACGUUACGGUCGCAUUUCGACGCUGUCAGGGCACUUGUCUUCCAUCCCACAGAGCCAGUUCUCAUCACCGCGAGCGAUGAUCAUACACUAAAAUUGUGGAACCUUCAUAAGACUGUACCAGCGAAAAAGUCAGCUUCGUUAGACGUAGAACCACUUUACACAUUCAGAUCACACACUGGACCUGUACUGUGUCUGGCCAUGUGCAGCGCGGGCAAUCGAUGCUACAGCGGUGGCUUGGAUGGCAAUAUCCAUUGCUGGACGCUUCCGCCACCUAACAUCGAUCCUUACGAUUCGUACGACCCAAGUGUCCUUAGUCACACGUUAACAGGGCACACGAACGCCGUUUGGGGCUUGAGCAUGUAUCACUUGCGCCCCACCAUGCUGUCAUUUAGCGCGGACGGAACUGUGAAAUUGUGGGCGCCGCAGGCCCCACAACCGCUUCUCAAUACGUAUGUCUCGGAGCAAGACGGCAUACCGACUUCGGUUGACUUUAUCAGGGACGAGCCGCACAAGCUGGUCGUAGCUUAUGAGGGUGCUUGCGUGGUGUUUGAUACUGAAACCGGCGCGAUCGUGGCGCGAUUGGAGGCGAACGAGACAAAAGGCGUGAAUCGUGUCGUGGCGCAUCCGACAUUACCGCUCGUCGUGGCCGCGCACGAGGACCGGCACAUCCGAUUCUACGAUCACCGGUCGGCCACGCUCGCUCACGCGAUGGUGGCACAUCUGGAUGCGGUUACUAGUCUCGCUGUGGAUCCCCAUGGUCUAUACCUACUUUCAGGCAGUCACGAUUGCAGUAUAAGAUUAUGGAACAUGGACAACAAGACUUGUGUUCAAGAAAUAACAGCGCAUCGGAAGAAAUUCGACGAAAGUAUUCUAGAUGUAGCGUUCCACCCGUCACGACCGUUCAUAGCGAGCGCCGGCGCCGACGCUCUCGCCAAAGUGUUUGUGUGAAAUGUGUAAAAUCCGAGAUACACUCACUGCUAUCAAAAUUGUUUCUACCACAUCAAACCGAGCAAUCUUUUGUACUCGUAUCCUUUUUUAAAUAGCGUUAUAACUUUGUGUCCAUUUAUACAUACACGUACAUACACACGACACACAAGCAUAUAUAUACAUAUAUAUAUAUAUAUAAAAAACACGUACAUACAUAUAUAUAUAUAUACUUCCAAUUUCCGUUUAAACUCUGAUCGUUUUACCAUCUCCAAGGUACCGGUUUAUAAGGAAAUCAAAUCGAGUAGAUAUAUUGAUAAAGGAAGUGAAAAUUAUCCAUAACUCUUGUCUGACAGUCUAUGGGGAGGAAAAAAAAAGAGGAUAAAUUUAAAUAUGAAAGCUGCUUAUUGAUGUCAAUCAUCACUAAGUAACCAAUACUAUUUGGAAUAGCGGGGAGGGGUCUAUUGUGUAGAAUAUUAGCCGAUAUAGUCCUGAUAAUUAGAGGAAUCAGCCCCUUGCCCACAGAAUCCUGGAAGUACACUGCCGCGGUAGCGUAAUAUUUAUCCUUACGUUAACUAUUUAUUACCAAUAUCGCCGUUACUGUUGCACAGCUACUGGGGAUUAAUACAAUCGUAAUAAUCGACGAUACAGUUGUCCUAAAAAAAAAA
Messenger RNA from Ooceraea biroi (clonal raider ant), 2882 nucleotides. It is a transcript of the gene Cka, whose product is annotated as Connector of kinase to AP-1. Lineage: Eukaryota; Metazoa; Arthropoda; Insecta; Hymenoptera; Formicidae. Gene Ontology annotation, molecular function: protein binding. The record is from RefSeq and is a predicted model, not a curated record.